This is a messenger RNA of Chlamydomonas reinhardtii, 1050 nucleotides long. RefSeq lists its product as uncharacterized. The record is from RefSeq and is a predicted model, not a curated record. The transcript has 5 exons. Bases 136 to 657 code for a protein of 173 amino acids. Lineage: Eukaryota; Viridiplantae; Chlorophyta; Chlorophyceae; Chlamydomonadales; Chlamydomonadaceae.
AAUCACGUUUGCCUAAUAUCGUUUUAUACUCAACAAGGACUGACUCUUGCGCAAGCAUUCUACAUUAGCCAAGGAACCUGAAGGCGUGACUUUGAUACGUGGUGACACACUUAUAUAAAUUAGUGACAAGCCAACAUGCCACCAAAAGUAGUGGAGGAGCCCCCGCCGGAGCAGACCCCACCGCUGGAGUUGGAAGGCACGGGGAAGUUCUACUACCCCUCCGGCGCCAUUUACGAGGGGCAAUGGAAGCUCCUGAACCCGCCUCUGCCGCCUCCUGUUGAGGACCCUAAAGACAAGAAGAAGAAGCCGGCAAAGGACGAACCGCCGCCGCCACCGCCGGAGCCGCCGAAGCGCGUGCGGCACGGGAAAGGCGUGUACCGGGAGGGCGACUACGUAUACGAUGGCGAGUGGUUCGAGGAUGCCAUGCAGGGUGUGGGCACCUUCACCUACGCUAGCGGCGCCAGCUACAGCGGCGAGUGGCUGGCCAACAAGUACCAGGGCAAGGGCACCUACGCCUGGCCGGACGGGCGGCGCUACGAGGGGCAGUGGGAGGAGAACCGCAUGCAUGGCCUAGGCGUGUACAGGGAUGCGCGCGGGCACAAGUGGGAGGGGCAGUUCUUCAACGGCUCAGGGCCAGGGCUGACGUGCCAGCUGUAGGGAUCAGCGGCAGCAAGGAUGUCAGAGUUGGGGAGGGGUGCGGGGGAAGAGAUGGGGGGUUAGGGGAGGACGCGGUGGCGGAGGACAAGAUGUGAGAGGACGGCCGGACGCCCGGCUUUGAGCGCAGAGCUUGGAUGGAGUAGGACUAUUACUUGGAGUGGGGCAUUCACUGUGCGUUGUGUGGGGAUGUUUUAAGAUGCGUUAUCGGUGGUGAUGGAGACAAACGCGGGAAGCACGGCGGGAAGCGAGGGAGCGGGCGGGUUCAGCGGUGGGCGGCACAUGCUGAGGGAGACACGCCCGUCCAGAGGCAUGCAUCCGAGUUGUAGCUAUAGGCUCAUACGUUUUUUAACAUACAUAUGGAAUAGACUACCGCCUAUUGGUCACGACCUGCUC